This is a messenger RNA of Patella vulgata (common limpet), 6629 nucleotides long. RefSeq names its product tyrosine-protein kinase SYK. Gene Ontology annotation, molecular function: ATP binding; non-membrane spanning protein tyrosine kinase activity; signaling receptor binding. The record is from RefSeq and is a predicted model, not a curated record. Gene Ontology annotation, biological process: innate immune response; intracellular signal transduction; cell surface receptor protein tyrosine kinase signaling pathway. Gene Ontology annotation, cellular component: cytoplasm; extrinsic component of cytoplasmic side of plasma membrane. The transcript is spliced from 16 exons. Lineage: Eukaryota; Metazoa; Mollusca; Gastropoda; Patellidae. The coding region runs from base 171 to 2078 and encodes 635 amino acids.
AAUUUUCUUCCUCAUUCCCAUUGAGAGUUUUGAUAUUAUUUUAUAAAACAGAUUUAAAAUAGAUUUUACGAAAUAUUUUUGAAUAUUUAACACUCUCGUAUUUAGAUGAUUUUACAGAAGUGAAAGUAUUAAUGGUGUAUUCAUGAGAAAAUUAUGAACUAAUCAACAAUAUGUCAUUAUCAAGAAGAGAUAGUAACCUUGGAGGGCCCAAAAGGGCCUCAUCUACAACAUUCUUCUAUGGACGUAUUACUCGUGAAGAGGCCGAGAAUAUUUUGAAGAUGAAGGGAAUGCAGGAUGGUCUUUUUUUAUUACGAGAGAGCAUCAGUCCAUUAGGAAAUUAUGCAGUCAGUAUUUGUAAUAAUGGAGGUAUCCAUCAUUAUAUUAUUGAGAAAAAAUCAGACGGUCAGUUCAUGAUACCACAAGGCAGAAAAUUCCCUGGUCCAGUUGAACUUAUUGAACAUUAUAAGAAUAAUUUAGAUGGCUUUGUCACAGCACCUACAAUACCAUGUGAACGAGAUGCAGAUCAACAGGCCAUAGCUUUUCGUGGAAUGACCUAUAGUGACUUGGAGAAAGAAAUGACAGUUAGAGCUAAAGCUAUAAAGAAUGUAGACAUGUCAAAAGCAUUUGGACCAAUGAGAGACCAUUUUAUGAAAAUGGUAGCAAGAGACUUACAUUUAAAACAGCCAUGGUUCCACGGUAAAUUAUCUCGCACAAAUGCUGAAUCAAGGAUCACCAAAGAUGGUACCGAACAGGGUAAAUUUAUGGUGAGGGCACGUGAUGAUAAAAAGACAUUUGCUUUGACAUUAUGCUAUCAAAAUUCAAUAAAACAUUACUUUAUAAAUAUCAACUCAGAAGAAAAGCUGUCUAUAGAAGAUGGACCAAAGUUUGAAUGUUUGAUAAUGUUGAUUGAUCAUUACCAUAAUAAACAAGAUGGUCUAGCCUGUAAAUUAACAGUACCAUGUAAAAACCCAAGUUUCAGUAAAGAAGAUAUGAUAAAAUAUAUGAGAACAUGUAAUGAAGCACUGUUUUCCAACCAAUCUCGUCAAUCGAUGUCAAGAGUUGUACCCAUUCCUCCUGAACGGGUAUUCCGUACUGCUUCCAUGAGAUCUCAGAUGCCUGUACCACCUAUUCCAUCCCCAGAAGUUAUAGACACUGAUGAUCCUGCUGGUGCAGAUGAAGCAGCACCAGAUAUCAAAGAUGUGAAUUCCGAAAGUCUAGAAAGUGAAUACAUGCAAGUACGACGUAGAGAAAAACGAUUUGAAUUGGAACCUCAUAGACUUACAUUACAGGAUGACCUAGGAUCUGGUCAGUUUGGGUCAGUAGUUAAAGGUUUAUGCCGAAUGGAUUCUAAAGAUAUUCCUGUAGCUAUUAAAACAUUGAAAAAUGAGGAAUUAGUUCCUGGUGUUGAGCCAGAGCUUUUUAAAGAAGCUAAAGUGAUGCAGGAAUUUGAUCAUAAGAAUAUCGUUAGAUUGAUUGGUAUUUGUAAAUCAGAUAGCAUUAUGCUUGUGUUAGAAUUAGCACCACUUGGACCUCUACACAAAUUUCUUCCAAGGAAUAAAGAUAUGAAGGAGGUAGAGAUUAUCAGAUUGAUGUUACAAGUGGCGAAAGGAAUGGCUUAUCUAGAAAACAAGAAAUUUGUUCAUAGAGAUUUAGCAGCUCGAAAUGUAUUAUUAGUCGACAGAGCAUUUGCUAAAAUCAGUGAUUUUGGAAUGUCGAAAGCUUUAAGUCGAGACAAUAAUUACUAUGAGGCUGAGAAAGCAGGAAAAUGGCCCUUGAAAUGGUAUGCAAUGGAGUGUAUAUUUUACUGGAAGUUUGAUUCCAAAUCUGAUGUGUGGAGUUAUGGUGUUACAAUGUGGGAGGCACUAACUUAUGGCGGCAAGCCCUAUUAUAAAAUGAAAUGUCAAGAUAUUGUUGAAUUUCUACAAGCUGGAAAGAGAUUAAGGAAACCAGAUGGAUGUAGUGAAGCAGCAUAUAAUAUUAUGAUGUCUUGUUGGAAAGAAAAUAAACAUGAACGACCUACUUUUUCAGAAUUGGCAUCAAAAAUGGAAUUACUACAUCAAAAUUUAUUAUUGGGAUAAAAUCAUAUGUUUUAAGCUAUGUUCAACUAAAUUACUCACUACUGAAAUAGUAGCAUUUUUUAAAUCUUUUAAUUUAUAGAAGACUGCUAUCAAAUAGAGGGUAUAUAGAAUGCCACGCCCAGGAUAAGAAUACAGAUUUCCAAGGGAAUUCUGUAUGUAAAUGAGAUUUAAUUUUGAUCUGUUAUGAUUUAAAAUAAAUAUUGUUUGUCAGAAAUACGAUCCACUUAAAAUUGAGAAGGCAGCUCUUGUAAAAACAUUCUGUAGUAAUUAUUUUCCCUUGAAGUACAGUUGAAAUUUAAUCUGUAAAAUUGUAAUCUCUCAUGUAGAUAUUAUUAUAGUAUUAGACAUACAAUAUGAAAUUACUUAUACAUCUAAAUUCUUUGAGGGUUUUUUUAUGAUAUGAAUUAUUUAUAUAAUAUACAAAAUAAUUAAUUGUAUUCUAGUUGUGAGUAUUGUGAUUUAAAAGUUUAUGGUUACCAUUUCUGUUUCUAAUUGGAACUGUGGUAUAUUAAACAAGAUAUGAUAUAGUAUAUCAUCAGUUAUGGAUUAUUUUUGGUUUGUGUUAUUUUUCGGCUGUAUAUAUAACAUUGCUUUAUUUACAUCGAAUUUAGAAUAUCAACCCUUAUUUGACAUAAAUUGAACUCUCCUUAUUUCCAAAAUAUCAUAGAAUUUACAUAACUUGAGUAAAAGUAUAAUUUAGCGUGAGAUUUCUUUGAACUCCUUGAAGACCUCUAAAACACUUGAAAACUUUUUAUCAGUGAUUGCUUUGAAGAUUAAAUACAAUCUGUACGAUAUAACUAUGAUUUCAAAUCUUAUCAAACCAAUAAAUAUUAUUUUACCUAUAGCUACAAACCUCCAAAGCACUGAUGCCUCUUUAAAUUCCAGGAAUAUUUUCUUAAUUGCUUUAAUCAGGAUUUUUGUGAAAUGUAAUUUUUUCUUGUAAUAUUAUUUUUAGAUGUGAACACUAUUUUGUACAUAUGUAAAAAAAAUAUUUUUGUACUUAAAAUUUCAAAUUCAUGUUUGUAUAUAAAAAUGUUUAUAAAAAUUGAAGUUUUAGGUAGUGUUCAUAUUAUUUAUUUUGCCAAUUAAUGCUAUUUCAGAGACAUUCCAGGUCAAAAUUAAAAAUGAAUGUAAGAAAGUAUAUAAUGCAGGACUACGUUUAUUGUAAAGCUAAAAGUCUGAUGGAAAUUAAUCUGAAUAUUGGAGCGGGUUUUCUUUUGAUAUUUGUUUAAUAUUUACAUUACAGCACUUACUUCAUGAAGAAGUGCCAAACUUAAAGGUCACCGGAAAAGCAUCAAUUUUUUUAAAAAUAAUGCAAGUAAUUAUGUCAACAUAUACUUUCCAUAAGUAUAGCCCGAACCCGAAUGUCAAUAUUACCUGCAACAGGUAAAUUUCAACAUUAGUAAUUUCUGCCGUUCUCCACGGGUAGUCGGAACUUUCCGUCAAUAAGCAAUCCGUGACGUCAUUUUAAUCCUUUUGCACAUAGAAAUAUAGACUAGAAUAUGAGCAGAAGGACUAAAAUGAUGUCACAGAUUGUUUAUUUACGGAAAGUUACGACUGCCCACGGAGAAUGGCGGAAAUUACUAAUGUUGAAAUUUACCUGUUGCUGGUAAUAAUGACAUUCGGAUUCGUGUUAUACUUAUGGAAAGGAUAUGUUGACAUAAUUACUUGCAUUAUUUAAAACAUUUAUGAACCUUUUCCGGUGACCUUUAAAAAAGAAUAGGCAACUUUUAAAAUUAGCUUGAUCUUCAUGUAGCAUUUGUUAAACUGCUCAUAGUAAACCAAUAAACAUGUAUAUCUCAGAAUAGGCAUGCCAUAUUCUUCUCAUAUUUUGCAUACAAUAUAUCUACAUUAUCACAUCAAAUCAAAAAUUAUUUUUGUACCAGUGCUGAAGAUUAUUAAAUUUAACUAUUUUUGAAUAUUUUUUUUGUUUUUGAAAUUUUGCAUAAUAAUUGUUGUUUUGUUUUAAAAUUUUGUUAAUUUUAUGAAAUGAUUUUUUGUUUUAGCUUAAAGUUACUCUUACGCAUGAUGUAUAUACUUAUUAAUUUUUUUGCUUAAAUAUGACAUAUGAAUUUUAUUUGUAUUAGAAAAAUUUCAUUCAAUCUUCUCUUUACAAGAUGCUUGAAACCACCAUGGCCCUGUUCUUAUUUUUAAUAAUAUAUCACCAUGUUAGUCCAAGAAAAUGACCACAGUGAAUAUGAAAUGAAACAAUAGAAAACCAGAGUGAUAGCAUAAAGGAAGUAAGAUCGUUUCAUCUUCUUCUUUGGGUUACUAAAUGGCACACCUUUAAACCACAUCUAGAAAAUAUUUUGGUUAUUUUUAGAACUAAAAUAAAAUUUAGAUUAAUCUUGAUAUAGAUAUUAAUUGACUACUUUACUCUUUCAUUUUGCAAUUUGUGUUUUAUUGUCAAAAAAACACCAAAUCAGACAUUUUUAGCCCCAAUAAAUCACCAAUUUUUGUUUUUUCAUAUUUUAAAACCGAUAUUGAUGGAUAGAUAGUUUGAUAUCAUGUCAUUCAAUAUUCAGUUAUUCUGCUGACGAUAAACAUGUUUUCUGAAUUGGUUUAAAUUAUACCAUUAGGACGCAAGAAAGGGUGUGUAGUAGAAAGAGACACUUAAGAAUUUUCUUAUUUACCUAAAUCUACCUACAUAUUAUUCUUUUCUGAGUUAGUUGUGUUCUAAUUGUUAUAUUAACUAUUUUACAUGUAACUUCGGAAUAUAAGUUAUGGUCUUUAUGAUUUUGAUGUAUUUACCGGUAUUUUUGUAAGGUCUUUGCUCAAUCUGUUUUUCAUAAUGUUUAAAUUUGUAUUUAGAUUUUAUUACUUUCUAUUUAGAUGUCGAUUGGCAUAAAAAAAAACUUGGAUGGAAUUUAUUCUCAUCCAUGUCUAUGUGUAUAUACAUGAUAUAUCUGUGCUAUAUAAUGAAGCUUUUACCAGGUAAGGGAACUCAUAUUGUUAAUUUUGCAUUCUAAUGAAUAAGAAAUGAAUGAUAAUAGAUUCACUGUGUAUUCACAGAACAGUGUGUUUAUAGUAUUAAGUUUAGUUUGGUCUAGCAUAUACUAUUUGACCGAAAUAUUCUUUUUGUCCUAAUGGAUCAUGUUGGCCAAUACUUUGUCUAGAAUCUGUUCAUUAUAUAUUUAUUUUGUGUCCAUAUUUCAAAAAAUGGUUUAAAUGCUUUAAUGUUAAACUAACUAUUGUAUAUAUUAGUGAAGUGCCUUAUUAAUGACAUAUGUUAUUUGAUUAAGUUCAAAUAAAAAAAAUGUACCUUAAUUUUUAUGUAGUAAAAGUGACCCUAUGCUAUUAUUAUCAGCAGUUGACUUACAAUUUCAACACUAUAGAUACAAUGACUUGCAGUCAUAGCAUUCUCCAGUUACUAGUAGAGCAGUUGAUUUAUGACAAGAGUUAAAACAGUUACAACAACUCUUAUUUAUCUAUAUAAUUACAAUUGAUUUUAAAGUAGCUAAGUCUUUAAAAUCUCCGACAUGUUGUGAUCUUAUCCGAAAAGAUGGGCUUCUGAUAUCCAAUAAUUAAGACAAAAUAAACAUUUUACUAUUUGUACACAAAUCGUAAACCAUAUUGCGUUUCAGCGCCAUUUGUAACAAGGGACUCGAAGAAUGAGGCUAGAUAUUUUUCACAAGUCAUGUCAAACAGUGAGCCAUAUACUUAUCUGGAGAGCAUGCACAAUAAAUACUAUCGGUGUAGACUGGCAAAUGCUAGAGAUUGCCAUUCGGUGUAGUUUGCCGAACAUAACUGAUUAGAAAUUACAGUAAAAACAGAUACGAUUGAAUGUAAAUCAGUUUAUAUACAUUCAUAUUACAUUAUUAUAUGCUUUGCGACCCAUUCGUGUCAAUUUCUAGGUCCAAAAUAUUAGCGAUUUAGCUCCUUUAUAUCUUAUCUCUAUAAAUUACAAUUGACUUACAAUCUCAUAUCUGUAUAAUUACAAUUGACUUACAAUCAGAUCUCUAUAGUUACAGUUGACUUCUUAUCUCUAUAUAAUUACAACUGACUUACAAUCUUAUCUCUUUAAUUACAACUGACUUACAAUCUUAUCUCUAUAAUUACAACUGACUUACAAUCUUAUCUCUAUAGUUACUGUUGGCUUAAGUAUCACUAUAGUUACCGUCUUAUCUCUAUAAUUACAACUGACUUACAAUCUUAUCUCUAUAGUUACUGUUGGCUUAUAGAGUUAUAAUUUAGGUAUCACUAUAGUUAAAUUUGACUUACAAUCUUAUCUCUAUAGUUACAGUUGUCUUGCAAUCUUAUUUCUGUUGUUACUGUUGUUACAAAUGACUUACAAUCUUAUCCCUAUAUAGUUACAACUGAUGUUACAAGGAUUUGGGUUAGGGGGUCUGGCUACAUGUUAUUAUAUGUUAAAAUUAAUUACCUUUUCAAUCAUUAAUUUCUUCCCGUUAAGACUAAAUAUAUUUUUUUCUUCAUUGAUAGUGGGAGUAUUUAUCUUUGCCUGUUAAUACUAUGUUUUAACAAGAAAUAAUUAUUUUUAUAUGUUGCUUUUCUACUGUAAACCUAUUAAGUUUAAUAAACAAUCUUUAUGCA